UCCACCCCCAGCCCAUGUGACUCCAGGAAGUGCCCUCCUCUGGGAAGAGGCUCAGUUGUGGGAAGAAAAGCAGAGCAGACACCAGAGGAGCCCAGCUUGGCAGCAGCCUGAGAGACAAACCUCCUCUCCAGAGGAAGAGCCUAGCCCACAGCAGAGACUAUGGAGCUCACCUCAGCCCCUUUCAACAAAGGACAGGUCCCCUGGAGGGGACUCCUGCUCACAGUCUCUCUUUUAACCUGCUGGAACUCUCCCACCACUGCCAAAGUCACUGUUGAAGCAGUUCCACCCCAUGUUGCUGAAGGGCAGAAUGUUCUUCUACUUGUCCACAAUCUGCCAGCAGAAGUCCAAGCCUUCUACUGGUACAAAGGAGAAACUGUGGUUGAUAGUAAUGAAAUUGCACGGUUUCUAAUAUCCAUAAGUACAAAUAAAACAGGGCCUGCAUACAGUGGCAGAGAGAUGAUAUACCCCAAUGGAUCCUUGCUCUUCCAGAAUGUCACUCAGAAUGACACAGGAGUCUACAUGCUAAACAUGAUCAUGGAAAACUUUGAUUAUGAGAGUGCGUCUGUGCAGUUCCAUGUACACCCACCGCUACCCAAGCCCAACAUCACAACCAACAAUUCCAAUCCCAUGGAGGGUGAGGACUCAGUAGCAUUAAUGUGUGAGCCUAAGACUCCGAAUACAACCUACCUGUGGAGGAUAAAUGAUCAAAGCCUCUCAGAAGAUGACAGGCUGAAGCAGUCUGAGGGCAACAGGACUCUCACUUUACUCAGUGUCCUGAGGACUGACACAGGACCCUAUGUGUGUCAAACCCAGAACCAAGUGAGCACUUCUCAAAGUGACCCAUUCACUCUAAACAUUACCUAUGGUCCAGAUGCCCCGAUCAUAUCCCCCUCAAAUAUUUAUUUCCAUUCAAGGACAAACCUCAGCCUCUCCUGCCACACAGAUGCUAACCCACCUGCACAGUACUCUUGGUUUGUCAAUGGAGAGCUCCAGUCAUCCUCCCAAGAGCUCUUUAUCCCCAACAUUAAUACUAAUAAUAGUGGAUCCUAUACCUGCCUCGUCUAUAACUCUGUCACUGGCCUCAAUAAGACCACAGUCAAGAACAUUACAGUCCUUGAGCCAGUGACUCUGCCCUUCAUCCAAGUCAUCAACACCACAGUCAAAGAACUGGACUCUGUGUUCCUGACCUGCUUCUCAAACAACACUGGAAUCUCCAUCAGUUGGCUCUUCAAUGGCCAGAGUCUGAGGAUCACGGACAGGAUGAAGCUGUCCCAGAACAACAGCACCCUCACCAUAGACCCUGUCAGAAGAGAGGAUUCUGGGGACUAUCAGUGUGAGGUCUCCAAUCCAGUCAGUUCCAAGAAGAGUGAUCCCAUCCAGCUGAACAUAAUACCUGACCCAACCCAAGGAACUGCUGGCCUCUCGGGAGGUGCCAUUGCCGGCAUCGUGGUUGGAGCUGUGGCUGGGAUGACUCUUAUAGGAGCCCUGGCAUAUUACCUUUAUUUUAGGAAGACUGGAAGGAGAACUGACCAGCGUGAUCUCACAGAGCACAAACCCUCAGCCUCCAACCACAAUCUGGGCCCCUCUGACAACUCUCCUACUAAGGUGGAUGAAGUCACAUAUUCCGUCCUGGAUUUCAAUGCCCAGCAACCCAAACCACCAACUUCAGCCUCCCCAUCUCCAAGAGCCACAGAGGAAGUUUAUUCAGAAGUAAAAAAGAAGUGAUCACAGUCUAUCCUGCUGGCUACACCAAGGAUGCAUUCCCAGAUUCUCUCCUUUCACUAGGAGAUCUCCAUACUCUGGACAUGAGGGAACACACACACACACACACACACACACACACACACACACACACACACAGAG
Peromyscus eremicus (cactus mouse) is the source of this 1863-nucleotide messenger RNA. It is a transcript of the gene Ceacam1, whose product is annotated as CEA cell adhesion molecule 1. Gene Ontology annotation, molecular function: protein tyrosine kinase binding. Gene Ontology annotation, biological process: signal transduction; regulation of immune system process. The record is from RefSeq and is a predicted model, not a curated record. The coding region runs from base 160 to 1725 and encodes 521 amino acids. The transcript is spliced from 9 exons. Gene Ontology annotation, cellular component: cell surface; plasma membrane. Lineage: Eukaryota; Metazoa; Chordata; Mammalia; Rodentia; Cricetidae.